CAACCGCAGAAACCCAUAUAGAUAUUCAAAAUUGGGGACAAGAAGCAACAAGUUUUUCUUACUCUGAUUUUUGGUGGCUCACAUAACUACGCCCUGGAAACUUUAACCACGUUUCGAACCUAUAGUUGUCGUUGUGUUUUUUUGUUAACAAUCAGCAUCAAUGGCCAUGCUUUUGGCUCAACGAUCCGUUGGCCUUUCGGAGGGAUGGCAGCAGCAGCAGCAACAAGAUACCGAGCAGUUGGAUGUCGUCGAUGACGAGGGCACAGUCGAUGACAGUGAGACAGAAUCAGUAUUAGCGAUAAAUGACGACGAUGUAGAUCAAUUGAGUGAAGAGGAGCUCCGUCGGAAACUAAAAGAGUCCCUGGCGGUUUUACGGGAGAAGGAACGAGAUUUGACGAUUGCGGCGGAAGUGGGUCAGCAUCUCCUUGAAGCCCAUGCUGCGCUCCGCGAAGCCUACGAUAAUUACCUCAACGACACAUCCCGUAAAUCGGUAACUCGCCCCCCAACACUCAGCCGAUCCAACUCGACACCUUCAGCCCUCAAUUCCCGUGUACCAUCCUUUGACGUCCUUACACCAGAUACCAAGCGUCAAAAAAUCAAUGAUUUUGUCAAAUCGUGCGAAAACCUGUUUGCGUCCUCGGAGGUGUUGUUUGCGUCGCAGAAACUCAAGCCGCGACGAAAAAGACAAAAUGACUGGGGCCCGUCACUGGAUUACCUUGCUGGGUCGUCCUCCUUGGCGAAAUCUAUGGAGCUUCUUUCCGGGUUAAAGAAUAACCUUCGGAAAGACUCUUCAUUGCGCUCGGUGGGGAGCCAAGGCAAUGGAUCAGGCGCAGACUUGUCCGGCUAUGUUUCAACCCUCGAAAAACAAGCCCAAGAGUAUCAAGCGCAGAUUGCAAACUUGACGGCUGAAAUUAAAGAUUUGACCAUUGCACGGACCAAAGAAGCCGAACGGUAUGCCCUUCAUAUGGAUGAAACUCGUGCGGAACUUGGAAAGGCCAACGACAAGGUUGAAUCACUCUUGUUGACGAAUCGCGAUCUUCGUCGACAAAUUCGAGACAAUAGCAAAGAGCACACAUCAUUGGAGUUACAAGACCAAGCGCUCAUUGAUACCCUUACCAAGAAGCUUCGCGAAACUGAAGAAGCAUAUCAAAAACUCUUGCAAGAAAAGCAAAACGCCGAUAAUAAUCUCGACCAAAUCGUCUCUGAAGCUCGACGCCUACAAACCCUCGUCAAUCAACUUGAACGACAAGUUGGAGAUCAAGCAGACAUUAAAACCGUAUGCGAACAUCAACAAACCCUCAUCAACGAGCUCCAAGAGCAACUGGAGGAAGUCCGAGGAACCUAUACUGUAGAACGGGCUGAAUGGGAAGGAAGAACCCAACCCCGCGGCAUUGGAUCCGAACCACAAAACCAAGUUCCCGAACAAAAGAGCCUUCACGACAUUCUUCGUUCUGUCCCUAAACCCCUCCCAACCAUGACAACCGAACCAACCGCUCCAUCCACCCCAUCCGCUCGUCGGGUCUCGGCCACAGCGGCGGCAGUCGGUGUCCUCAUGCGAUCAGAACCCAAUCCACAACGCAUUGUGCAUCGUCCAUCCCUAGCAGAUGUUGCACAACCAAAUAGUUCGGCUUUGUUGUUUAAUUUAAUGUGGGGAUACGUUCGAGGGGUUAUGGGGCGGAGAGGAGAAGAGGAAGAGGCGGUCUGGAAUGCUGUUGUGGGCGGCAGUGGAGUGUUUGGGUGCAUCUAAAAAAUGGC
Spizellomyces punctatus DAOM BR117 is the source of this 1755-nucleotide messenger RNA. RefSeq lists its product as uncharacterized. The coding region runs from base 161 to 1747 and encodes 528 amino acids. The transcript is spliced from 3 exons. The record is from RefSeq and is a predicted model, not a curated record. Lineage: Eukaryota; Fungi; Chytridiomycota; Chytridiomycetes; Spizellomycetales; Spizellomycetaceae.